AUGGUGAAAAAGUAUUAUUGCGAUUAUUGUGAUCGUUCCUUGACUGACAAUGCUGAAAACAGAAAAAAACAUCUCGAGGGUACUCAACAUCAAAUUAAUGUAAAACUUCACUAUGAUUUAUAUAAAGAUGAUGGAUAUUGUCCGUACGGUUUGAGCUGUAAAUACUCGCACGUUCCAAAGGGAAUAGAUUUUACGUUCAUUGAUCCAUAUUAUUAUUUGGCACUUAACCCACAUAUCUUGCAAUCGAAUAAAUUUACCACACAAGAGCAAUGGAAGCAGCCAACUGUACAAACUUUCAAGUAUAAAUUGCCACCGGGGUUGACAAAAGAUUUGCCGUCUUCCUUAAGACCACCUCCGCCAACCGGUUACGAUUUUUUUAAUGCUGCACAAUGGGAAUCGCAAAGUCCAAAGGAAACAAAUUUACGUGAAGACCUUCCACCUGAUCCGGAUAUAACACCUGGUGAUGUUGGACCCUAUGGAGACGGGGCACGUCGCGUAAAAGUUAAAUCGAAAACUGGUGAUGAAACCGAGGGUUAUAUCAUGGCUGGUGGAAAUGAGGAAGACAAACCUGGAACAGGUGGUAGGGGAAGACGUGGAAAAGGUGGUAGAAACUUAAGAGGUCCAGGUGUCGGUGGAUGGUUGUAUGAAACACAAAAAGAAAAAUGA
Funneliformis mosseae is the source of this 666-nucleotide messenger RNA. The record is from the annotation of a GenBank genome assembly. Lineage: Eukaryota; Fungi; Glomeromycota; Glomeromycetes; Glomerales; Glomeraceae.